AUGCUCUUUUAUACAGCACUAUAUUUCACUCUCUAUAUCUAUCUAUCUAUCUAUCUAUCUAUCUAUUUAUCUUUCUUUCUAUCUAUGUGUCUAUAUCUAUCUUACUCUCUAUCUUUCUUUCUCUCUAUAUAUUAUUUCUCUUUAACCGUCUGUCUGUCUGUCUGUCUGUCUGUCUGUCUGUCUCUCUCUCUCUCUCUCUCUCUCUCUCUCUCUCUCUCUCUCGCUACCAGUCUCUCUAUCUUCCUUUCUAUCGAUCUGUCUCUCUAUCUACCGGGAUUUGAACAAGCUCUUGUCAUCCACCAGCUUGAUUGCCCACUUACCAAAGGCGAAAUAGCUAUAGCUCUUUUCAUUGGUUGGGAUCACUGGGAAAAAAACUCGGAGAGAGUUGACAAGAAUUCAGUUGUGUUCAUUACGACCCGUGACACUGACUGUUUAUAUUCUGCCCUUCACUCGACAGAAAGUAACAAAAAAACAAUAUUUCUCUCUCUCUCUCUCUCUCUCUCUCUCUCUCUCUCUCUCUCUCUCUCUCUCCUGGAGAUGUUUCUAUCCCUCUCUUAUUAUGGCCCCUCUCUCUCUUCUUUUGGCCAUCUCUGUCAUUCUCGCUCCCCUCUCCCCCUCUUUCUCUCUCUCUGUCACUCUUGUCAAUUUCUCACCAUCUUCCUUUCUCUUUCAGACCACUUUCUUUCUCACUCUGAACUUUUUCCAUCUCUCUGA
Acanthosepion pharaonis is the source of this 714-nucleotide messenger RNA. The record is from the annotation of a GenBank genome assembly. Lineage: Eukaryota; Metazoa; Mollusca; Cephalopoda; Sepiida; Sepiidae.